Molecule: messenger RNA, 4513 nt
Organism: Sardina pilchardus (European sardine)
Lineage: Eukaryota; Metazoa; Chordata; Actinopteri; Clupeiformes; Clupeidae
Product: G-protein coupled receptor 55
Exons: 2
Coding region: 60-980 (306 amino acids)
Biological process (GO): phospholipase C-activating G protein-coupled receptor signaling pathway; positive regulation of Rho protein signal transduction
Cellular component (GO): plasma membrane
Molecular function (GO): G protein-coupled receptor activity
Source: RefSeq, a predicted model, not a curated record
CAUGCAACAGCAAGGUGUGGUGGAACCUCCAAGUGUGUAGCUGUAAAGACAGGUCCAUAAUGACAGAAAACUGCUCAAUGGUCCAUGUUGAAGUGCUGAUGCAGUCUGUGCAGUUGGUCAUAUAUGUGCCUACCUUUGUGUUUGGGCUGGUCCUGAACACCCUUGCACUGGUAGUCUUCUGUGUUCUUCGAAAAUGGAACGAGUCCACCAUUUACAUGACCAACUUGGCUCUGAUGGACCUGCUGCUGCUCCUCCUGUUGCCGUUCAAAAUGCAUGCCGUAAAUAACCAGUGGAACCCCAGUAUGAAGUUGUUCUGCUCCUUUUUGGAGAGCAUGUAUUUUGUGGGGAUGUAUGGGAGCAUCUAUACCAUCACUUGCAUUGCUAUGGACCGCUACGUUGCCAUUCAGCAUCCAAUGCGUGCAAAAGAGUUUCGGUCGCCAAAGGCUGCCAUCAUUAUCUGUGUAGUCAUCUGGUUUCUUGCGCUGGGGGCCACGUCACCUGUCUACAGCUUCCAUAACGACAAAGAAGAAAAGUUUCGCUGUUUCCAUGGCUUUUCGGAUGCAGGCUGGAAGCCUGCUCUCAUAGGCUGUGUGGAAGUGUUUGGCUUUCUGCUUCCAGCAGCCGUGGUGGUGGUGUGCUCUAUAAAGAGCAUCCGCACACUCAAGCAGUCACAGGGACAGAGCGUUAAGAGUCGUGCCGGCGAGAGGAUACUGUACAGCAGCGUGUGUGCCUUUCUGGUGCCCUUCACCCCCUAUCACCUGGGAGUCUUUCUGCAGUUUCUUGUGCGCCGAGAAAGCAUCACAGCCUGCCAGUCAAAGACUAGCAUUGCGCUGUUUGUGCAGAUUGCCAUGUGCUUGGCCAAUGUCACUUGCUGCCUGGAUGCCCUCUGCUAUUACUUCAUUGUCAAGGAAGUUCGCUGUUCCAAGGACACCAUCAGGCGCUCUAUAAGCAAGAGGACUACCAGCACAUCAGAAGUGUAGUGCGAUUGAUAUUGUGAAUUUACUAUAAAAAGCACCUUUUGUACCCCCCCCCCCCUCCAGUUUUAAAAGACCACAUUUCAAGAGGGAGAAGACUAAGAGGGGGAAAUAAUAUUUGUGUCCAAAGAGGUUAUACCAGUGGUUAUGGUGUAAUUUAAACAUUUGUUGUAUUCACCACAUAUUUAAAUGUAGUAUCUUCAAGCUUCAUAGGCUUCAUAGGCUUGACUAAUAUUAAGCAUUAUUAAUUGUUACUCGUAUUUCUAUAUACAGUAUUCCAGAAAUGUACAAAUGUCAAAUGCAUUACUAGUCAGCUUGUUCACAUGUUAAUGCAUUAGUUUAUAUGUUUAGAUCUAUGCUAGAAUUCACCAUGCAAUUUCAUUAAUUUAUCUAUAUAAUUUUUGCACCCCUCAUAUAUAUUGUUUUUUGUCUGAAGUACUCUUACCUUUUCAGUUUUCUACUUAAACAUCAAAACAUUUCUGCUUCACCUCUUAUUCGCCUGCAAUUUCCAAUAAUGGUCAUCUAUGUUAUAAAAUAAUAGGUAAACUUAAAAAAAAGAAAGAAAAACUCCAUUGUGCAAAGAAAAAAAAACAUUUGUAAUUUGAGACAAAAGAAUGUGAAUUUGUGAUUGUUUUGAAAAAAAGUGACUAAAUGGUGUGGUGUCUUUGAAAAAUAGAGCUUUAUAGUUUUAUAUAAAACUUUAAUAGUUUUGAGAACGUUAAUUUAUGAAAAUGUGCUCAUGCAAGUUAUUAUACAAGUUAUUGUAAUAAUGAAGGCUUUCCCAGACAGCCUUAUGCAUGUGUCUGCAUCAGUGGAUUGCUACUCCAUCAACCUAAAAGGCACUGAAAACCACAUGCGCAUGUUUUGAAGCGUGUUCGAAACCAGAGGUUUGCAGGUAUCAAAACCUCUUCUUGCUGUUUGAGUUAUAUUUCUCAUAGUUGAACUGGGUUGUUUCCUGAGUCUCUGCUGCAUGGUGGCAAGAUCAGGUCUCUGUACGUUUCUGAACCACAAUCAUAUGUGCAAUGGGCAACACAUGGCAUACAAUUACUGGUGUCCUUGGUAAAGCUAAAUAAUUACAAAUUGUUGAAUUGUUGAAUCUCACUGAAAAAAAGAACAAAAUGCCUAGUCAAAAAAUAUUUAUCUUUAACAAAAACUCUGCCAACUCUGCAUCAAUACAACCUUUGUAUAAAUUCUCUUUGCCAAGAAGAAAACACAGGUUGAAGUAUACAGUGCAGGGAAUAUGAGACAUUCCUCUUUAUCGCUUUAUAUGGCCAGUACUCAUGGGGGAAUUCUCCCCUUCGCGCAUGAAUAAUGUGUAAGCUUUUUUUACACGUUUUAGUUGCGCACUUCUGUUUUGCGUGUAUUCUGCUGUCUCAGCUUCUGACACACCCACAUCGCGCAAGUUCGAAAUGAAGGCGGCCUUAUGAAAGAGUUGUGGACUUUCUCAUUGACCGCCUGAAUGCCAUUUCAAUUAAAAAAAGAACAGCAACCAGUUUUGAUUUUAAAGACGUAAGCAAGGUGAACUGAAUAAAGAACGGCCUACAGUAAAAUGGUGUGUUAUCUCAUAGCUUAACAAAGAAAUGACUUCACGAAAUUUCACUUUUGCUUUGAAGUUUGUUUAUAAAGAGUCAAGCCGUGCUUGAUGUGUGUAUUCAUAAUUCAAAAACUCACUGUUGACAAAGAAAGUUUCGCUGGCAGCUGCUUCUAAUAAUAUCAAUUUAUCCACUAUACGAUUGUAUAGACUGACACCUGCAGCUUCAAAUACAGUAGAGACUGGCAUAACAACGUCAAUCUCCAUUACAAACGAAUCAGGAGACAUAAACUAUGCUGCUCGGCUGUAGUGCAGACGUCUGUGCAAAUGUAUAGAUGACUUAAAGUAGGAAAGAUACAGACAGAUUGGAAUGAAGUAGGCUACAGUAGGGUAUCGGAUUAUUCGGAUUUCACGUCAAGCUAAAACUGAAAACCGGAGCGCGUAGCUGGAAAUGUGCGUAAGUCAUGGCAGAAUGCGCACAAGAGUUGUAUAAGAAACGUACAGAUUUUGGGUUGCUCCUCCCAAAACACGUAACUCCCUAGUCUGGUUUUCACCAUACUAAGCUCAAUCUUUUAAGAUUGAACAUUAGUCUGGGGAGGCUGCGCUUCGUUUCUACUGCACUUUGCGUCGCUUAAGUUUCGUUAUCGUCUAUAGCCUGAGCUGCCGGGCGAAAUUCAAAUUCCCCGGAAGUUCAGGCAGGGUUCACCCAAAGCCAUCGAUAUCUCAAAGUUGUGUCAGCCGUUGACCUCGCUGUUAGAGCCAGAUUAGAGCGGUCACGUGGUUAGUGGUAGUCUCAGUAGUUCCUUUGGUCCCUGGUUUACUACGGGAUUGACAGCAGCGAUCGCAUUAAUAUUUACGGUAAGUACUCAAUGAAAAUUACUAUAAACUGCAGUGCCACAUAUAUUACUCACUGAAAAUGCAUUAUUAUGCACACAACCAUAAGUCAUGUAGAAAAGUCUUAUGAUAACACCUGAGAUAUUCAUUCAUUCCCCCAUUGAGAGGAACUAUUGAACAGCCAUGACAUACCGGAUGUGCCGCCAUUUUUUGGACACGUGAGUGAAUGGUUGUGUCGCAACUUUGAGAUUGUGGGUGCCUCUCAUUAUGCCUCCUCGAUCCUCGAUGCUCGAUCCUCGAGGGGCGUUCCCACUGAUCUAUAACUAACACUGGAUAGACUAUCCCAUUGUUUCCCCCCCAUCAUUCUUUAUGUAGAUCAGUGAGGAUCGAGGCAUCGAGGAGCGAGGGAGGACGUAUAAACGCUACAUGAAACGCACCCAUUGAUGGCUUUGACCCACCCUCCCUUGUAACUCCCUCUAUCACGCGUAAAUGACAGACUGAAGUGAACGGUGCGUUUUUUACUUACCUGCCCUUACGCGCAUGGGAGAAUCCCCCCUAAGUAUUUCAUAUACCACCAAGAGUACUUGCACUAGUUACAGUUUUUUUGAUUGCUUUGACCUGGUUGAAGAAACUGGUGACCUCUCAGUCUUCAUCAUCACUCUCUCAGCAGAGCAAAAGACACCUCUUGCAAAUGAGUUAACCCAUUGUCAUUGUUUUGACACACUUCCCGCACCCUUUUGCAAAUCAGUUAACGCAGAUGUCAUUCAAGCAGUCCAAACUCCAUUGCUUUAGCUGUGGUAACCAAACAGAAACUAUAUGUUCCCAUCUCUUAGAAACUUCUUGCCCAGUAUGAAAUCACUCAAGCACCUGUUUGACACUGCUUCACAAAACUUUUCAAUUUGCAAUCAUUCUGCAGGCUUAAAAGGUGCCAUGUUGUGUGUUGUAACUUGCAAGCAUAGAUGGUCAAGGCAGAUGAGAGUGAGAGUAAGAAUUGACCAGAAGAGAUUUUUUAUUUUUAUUUUCCUUAUGUCUUACACAGUGAUGGAUUUUACUGGAUUUUUUUCUUUCAUACUAUAUAUGUGGUUUCUGAUGGAAUAUUUCACUUCUUAGCCACAAUCUCAAAAAAAAAAAAAAAAAAGAAUGAAUACUGCAUUCAAUAAAAUUUGAAAAAUCA